CCAAAACUCGCGCGUUGGUCCUGAACGGGCUCCGUGUCUCUCCAGGCGUCUCUGUGGGACCCCGGAGCAGAGCAGACGCGCCAGCCUGGCUUCGGAGGAAGAGGAUGCAAGCAACGGGGCCGCGCGGCGGUGGCCCGGCUGCGACGGUUUUCGCCUGCCUGCCGUGGUCCAUUCCUGAGGACGCGCGUUAGCUUCUCAGCAAAGCGCCGCUGGCGAAGGCUGUUGAUAGCUGUCCCCCUCCUGCAUGAUGUUAGCUGGCAGGGUCAAUCCCCACACCGCAAUAACUCGCAGCCGCUGGACCCCAGAUUGAGGCUGGCAGCUCAAAUGCUCCUCCUGGGACUUUUGCUUGUCGUUGUUCCCACGCGUGGCUUUGUUUCGCGUGCUGAGCUCGCCCUCCCUUUCAUCGUCCUCCGCAUAACUACCCCGCCGCACGCCAGCGCGGGCCUGCUUCUCCCAGACAUGGCCCGCCUCGCCCCCCGAUCCAUCGUCUUCCUCGGGCGGCAGCGCCUCCUGGCGACAGGCCGGCGCUGCACUGCAGCACGUGCGUGCUGUUCCGGCGCGGCCGCGGGCCGGGGGCAGGCCAGGAGCUGGGCUGCAGCAGCGGCACGGCCCUCCCAGUGUCUCGAUGUUGCCUGACAGGCCUAGUUCGUCCUCAUCCUCGGGAGUUUUAUGUUUUUUUGUUCUUUGCCGUGGGGUGAGCAAGAAUACGCCCCGACGCAUCAACCCCACGAUGGGCUUAUUCUCCGAGCAAUGUUUGAACUUAGUUUUGCUAGGAAGGGGUUUGGCACGGAUUGCAGUGCCCCCAUGCUCCUGUCCGUGCAGGGGCGCGCCUCUUGCGCGGCGGGUGCGCGCGUUCAUGGCGCGUCGCCGAGCGCUCGUUUUCAGUGUUCGUUUUGGGAACCUUCCUGUGGACACCUAACGG
Molecule: messenger RNA, 922 nt
Organism: Prorocentrum cordatum
Lineage: Eukaryota; Dinophyceae; Prorocentrales; Prorocentraceae
Source: the annotation of a GenBank genome assembly